Messenger RNA from Leishmania braziliensis MHOM/BR/75/M2904, 987 nucleotides. RefSeq lists its product as hypothetical. Lineage: Eukaryota; Euglenozoa; Kinetoplastea; Trypanosomatida; Trypanosomatidae. The coding region runs from base 1 to 987 and encodes 328 amino acids. The record is from RefSeq and is a predicted model, not a curated record. The transcript has a single exon.
AUGGUCGACUCCAAGACGCUCUGUCGGAUCAGCCUCGAGACCUACUCGACCUUCAUGGUGGCUCUCACCGCAGUCUACCUGUGGUCACAAUGCGGGGUGCGCCACAGCUUCGUGGAGGUACGAGAGGAGACGCAGGAGCACAACGACGGUGUCGUCUUCACCGAGUCAGGCGGGGCCGAGUACAUGCUCGUCGUGCUUUCCCACAUUUUGCAUCUCAGUUGUCUUGCACUGUUUCUCUUCGGCUACAAGUCUGGCGUAAAAAUGACGGUCGGCUGUGCGUUGCUGCUGACUUGUGGACUCAUGUACAUUCUCUUCUACGGAUGCAUGGGUCUGACAGGACUGCUGGAGCAACAGCGCUCCUUCUCUCCCGACGCUGCGGCGGGACACCAGCGAAAGCAGAAGCCCCUGACGUACCCGGCCGAGGUAGAGUACACCGACAGCGCCACCGCCGUCUCUGGCGCAGCAGCGUCUGAUUUUAAUGGGGUGCGCCGUGAGGUGAGUCGUGCUGCUGCCAAGGAAGGCAGUAGCGAGCCAGGCACUUGCGGCACUGUGUCGGCGCAUGCUGGCAAAUCACUCUCGUAUGAAGACCUCGGGUGGGCGGUGCUGAGGACCUUGGCCGGCGUGCUGGCCGCCAUUGCCGGCUCCUUCGAUAGUCCCGCAGGCGACGCCGGUGUCCGUCUUCACCCCAACGGCCCGCUCACCCCCUUCGAGGCGCCGUUUGCCGGGGUGCGUCGACUCGACCUGCUGGUGCUGAGCUGCGCUGGGUUUGCUCUGUCGAGUUGGGGUGUCGUGCUAUUCGGUGCUAGCACUGCCCCCGCAUCGGCGCGCUCGCAGCGGGUCAUCGCCGGUAGUGGAGGCCGUGGUAACCGCGACAGCAGCCCUCGGGCUGCCGGUCAACGGGCAAGUGCUGCGACAGCCUUGAAGGGCUCGGAAUCCGGCGCGGCGCAUCCGUCCGCAGCUGCAGGAGAUGUAAAGAAGAAUCAGUAG